Molecule: messenger RNA, 3669 nt
Organism: Pteropus alecto (black flying fox)
Lineage: Eukaryota; Metazoa; Chordata; Mammalia; Chiroptera; Pteropodidae
Gene: ADAMTS16
Product: ADAM metallopeptidase with thrombospondin type 1 motif 16
Exons: 24
Coding region: 1-3669 (1222 amino acids)
Biological process (GO): extracellular matrix organization; proteolysis
Cellular component (GO): extracellular matrix
Molecular function (GO): metalloendopeptidase activity
Source: RefSeq, a predicted model, not a curated record
AUGGGGACGCUGGGGCCACCAAAGCAGGAGCUCAGACCUGACACCUGCGGGAGAGAGGAGGCUGAAGGCAGUCGCCUCGGCUCAGUACUUGUCAUCAUAGUAUCACAGAUGAUGCUCUGCAAGGAUCGGAGUAAUUCGCAUCCGGUGGCAGAAGCACGGUCCAUGUCCUGUGCCGAGAUCGCCCAGUAUGACCUGGUGUCUCCCUACGAGGUGGACCGCGAUGGCAACUACGUGUCGCAGGCGGUCACGCACGCCCGGAGGAGGAGGCGGGCGCCGGCCCAGCGGGGCGGGGGCUCCCUGCACCUCAGGCUGACCGGCUUCAGGCGCGACUUCCACCUGCAGCUGGAGACGUCCCGCAAGCUGGUGGCUCCGGGGUUCGUCGUGCAGACGCUGGGGAAGGGGGGCACCAGGUCCGUGCAGCCCUUCCCGCCCGAGGAGUUCUGCUUCUACCAAGGCUCCCUGCGCUCCCACGAAAACUCCUCCGUGGCGCUUUCCACCUGCGAAGGCUUGUCGGGUAUGAUACGAACGCAAGAGGCGGAUUACUUCUUAAAGCCACUGCCUUCACACCUAGCGGAGGAGCUGGGCGACUCUGCCGGGGGCGGCCGUCCCUCUCACAUCCUGUACAAGAGGUCCGCAGAACCGCGGGCCCCGGCGGGACGCCAGGCGGUGAUGGUCCAGAGGCAGCGAGAGCUGGAGAAGAGCCACGUUUUCUACCACGAGAAACGACACCCGCACGGCGGCUGGAACCCCAGGCGCCCGCAGAAGCAGCAUUUCUGUGGAAGACGCAAAAAAUACAUGCCCAAGCCCCCCGCGGAGGACCUGUUCGUCUUGCCCGACGAGUACCAGCCCGGCCCGCGCAGCAAGCGCGCUGUCCUAAAGCCCCGCAGGAAUGAGGAGCUGCACGUGGAGACGCUGGUGGUGGUCGACAGAAGACUGGCCUGUGGCCAUCGCCAUGAGAAAACGGUGUCACACGUGGUCCCGACGUGGGCUGCUUGUCUUUUUCAGGUGUCUGCUUUGUUCAAGGAUGGGACGAUAGGAGGAAACAUCAACAUUGCGAUCGUGGGGCUGAUUCUUCUAGAAGAAGAGCAGCCAGGGCUCGUGCUGCGACAUCAUGCGGACCGCACCUUAAGCAGCUUCUGCCAGUGGCAGUCCGGGCUGACGGGGAAGGACGGGGCUCGCCACGACCACGCCAUCCUGCUGACCGGGCUGGAUAUAUGUUCCUGGAAGAACGAGCCCUGUGACACGUUGGGCUUCGCUCCCAUCAGCGGGAUGUGCAGUAAAUACCGCAGCUGCACGGUUAACGAGGACACGGGGCUCGGCCUGGCUUUCACCAUCGCCCACGAGUCUGGACACAACUUCGGCAUGGUCCACGACGGAGAGGGGAACCUGUGCACGAAGUCCGAGGGGAACAUAAUGUCCCCCACGCUGGCGGGACGCAACGGGCUCUUCUCCUGGUCGCCCUGCAGCCGCCAGUACCUGCGCAGGUUUCUGAGCACUGCCCAAGCGACGUGCCUCGCCGAUCAGCCCAAGCCCGUGAAGGAGUAUAAGUAUCCUGAGAAACUGCCAGGACAGCUAUAUGACGCGGACACGCAGUGCAAGUGGCAAUUCGGAGAGAGAGCCAGGCUGUGCAUGCUGGAUUUCAAAAAGGACAUCUGUAAAGCCCUGUGGUGCCACCGGAUUGGAAGGAAAUGUGAGACUAAAUUUAUGCCAGCAGCGGAAGGCACCGCUUGUGGGCAUGACAUGUGGUGCCGUGGAGGGCAGUGCGUGAAAUACGGCGACGAAGGCCCUGAGCCCACCCACGGCCACUGGUCAGCCUGGGGCCCCUGGUCGCCCUGCUCCAGGACCUGCGGGGGAGGCGUGUCCCACAGGGACCGCCUCUGCACCAACCCCAAACCGUCGCGCGGAGGGAGGUUUUGUGAGGGCCCCUCGCGCUCGCUGCAGCUCUGCAACCGGCAGAAAUGUCCCCAGGACAGUGUGGACUUCCGAGCCACGCAGUGUGCCGAGUUCAACGGCAGACGCUUCCGCGGGCGGCUCUACAGGUGGAGGCCUUACACCCAGGUGGGAGAUCAGGACUUAUGCAAACUCUACUGUAUCGCAGAAGGAUUUGAUUUCUUCUUUUCUUUGUCCAAUAAAGUCAAAGAUGGGACUCCAUGCUCGAAGCAUAGCCGUAAUGUUUGUGUAGAUGGGAUAUGUGAGAGAGUUGGCUGUGACCUUGUCCUCGGAUCCGAUGCCACUGAAGACUCUUGUGGUGUGUGCAAGGGGAAUAACUCGGACUGCACGACGCACAGGGGCCUGUAUGCCAAGCAGCACCGCACCAGCCAGUACCACCAGGUGGUCACCAUCCCACCCGGAGCCCGGAGCAUCCGUGUCCACGAGACGAGCGUGUCCACCUGCUACAUCGCCGUGCGCAACGCCCACCAGGCCUACUACCUGAACGGCCGCUGGACCGUGGACCGGCCCGGCCGCUACGCAUUCUCAGGCACCACCUUCGACUACCGGCGGUCCCACGGGCAGCCCGAGAGCCUGACCUCUGCGGGGCCCACCAACGAAACGCUGGUCGUGGAGCUUCUGUUUCAAGGAAGGAACCCCGGCAUUGCCUGGGAAUACUCGGUGCCGCGGCCGGGGGCCGACAGGAAGCCCGGGGCCCGGCCCAGCUACACCUGGGCCAUCGUCCGCUCCGAGUGCUCCGUCUCCUGUGGAGGGGGGCAGAUGAUCACAAGAGAAGUCUGCUACGGGGAGCCGAGGCUCCAGGUGAAUGCGUCCUUCUGUGACCCCAGCACCCGGCCUGCCACAGGGGUGGAGCCUUGCCAGGUGUCCGCCUGUCCUCCCAGCUGGUCCGUGGGGACCUGGAGCAGCUGCAGCCGGACGUGCGGGGGCGGCACGCAAAGCCGAGAGGUCCAGUGCACGCGGCGGGCCCACUACAGAUCAGAGCGGGUCUCGGCCACCCUGUGCCCGCAGCCUGUCCCCUCCAGCCGCCAGGCCUGCCAGCCCCAGAGCUGCCCGCCCGCUUGGAGUGUGGGGCCCUGGGCACAGUGCUCGCGAACCUGCGGGAGGGGCUGGAGGAAGAGGUCCGUGGCCUGCAGAGGCACCAGUCCCACGGCCAGGGCACAGCCGCUGCCCGACGCCCUCUGCAACGCGGAGCCCAAGCCCAGGACUCACGAGGCCUGUCUGCGUAAGCGCUGCCGCCAGCACAGGAAGCUGCAGUGGCUGGUGUCGGCCUGGUCGCAGUGCUCUGUCACGUGCGAAAGCGGAGCACAGAGAAGGUUCUUCAGAUGUGCUGAAAAGUACGCGUCGGGGAAGUCCCGGGAGGUGGCCUCGAAGAAGUGCUGGCACUUGCCGCCGCCCGACCUGGAGCUGGAGCGCUCGUGCACCCUGUCCCCCUGCCCCGGGCGGCCCCCGUUUGCCGCUGCAGGCCCCCCACGGGCCCGCUGGUUCGCCUCGCCCUGGUCUCAGUGCACGGCCAGCUGUGGGGGCGGCGUGCAGACCAGGUCUGUGCAGUGCCUGGCGGGGGGCCGGCCGGCCUGGGGCUGCUUCCUGCACCAGAAGCCCGCAGCCUCCCUGGCCUGCAACACUCACUACUGCCCCAUCACGGAGAAGAGAGACAACGGCAGUGCCGUGGGGGCUGAGGCCGCAGACGUGGGGCUUUUCCUGGAGUCGCAGCUGAGCUAG